Messenger RNA from Magallana angulata, 1507 nucleotides. RefSeq names its product collectin-12-like. The record is from RefSeq and is a predicted model, not a curated record. Gene Ontology annotation, molecular function: carbohydrate binding. Gene Ontology annotation, cellular component: external side of plasma membrane. The coding region runs from base 402 to 1139 and encodes 245 amino acids. Lineage: Eukaryota; Metazoa; Mollusca; Bivalvia; Ostreida; Ostreidae. Gene Ontology annotation, biological process: biological process involved in interspecies interaction between organisms. The transcript is spliced from 4 exons.
GGUAUCAUAACGAUGAUUUAUGGAUAUUGACAUAAUGACAUUGUCUUUAAUAUGCAUACAACUAAUCAACAGAUUUAACGCCACGUGAAUGAUGAAAACACCGAUUUCAAACUCAGACAAUUAUCAGAUUUGGAGGAUAAAAGCAACUCUGAAGUUGUCAUUUACAAAAACACGAGAAGCGUAAUUAUAAACAAGUCAACAUUUUUUUUUAUCUAAAUUAAGUGUAAUUAACAUUAAUAAUUCUUUUAGAUGUAAAGAAGUCAUUCAGAAGAUGAAAAGAAUAGAACAUUUUUGUCGCAUUGAUUAUUUGUAUAACUGUCCGUAAUAUGUAGGUGUUUUCCUUAUUUUAUAAACAUUUUAACUAUUUAAAGCAAACCUACAUGUAACAAUUGGUAAAGAAAAUGUUGCAAACAACAUCCUGUUUUCUCGUUGCUUUGUUGUUUGCGGUCAAUGGUCAGCAACAGAGACAAGUUUUGUAUUCUAGACUGAUGGACGAGGUGACUGACUACUCCUUAGCUGUGGUCUACGGGAAAGGGGUGCGUUUUUCCAAGUGUGCAGAAAUUUGCUGUGAGGACGACUUUUGCGCUGAGUUUCUUUACAGUGAAACAAAUGGACAAUGUACUGGACUUCAUUAUGCUAAGAAGGGAAGCUACUCGUAUCAGGAUAUCGUCCCGGCAACUCCCAAAAUGCUUCGUUUUAAAAGAGAAUUCAAUUGGAUAGAAUAUGCCGGUCAACUAUAUUUCUAUGGUGGAAAAGACGCAAAAGUCGGGUGGAAGGACGCAAAGCUGGUAUGCCAGAAAAUGGGUGCACACUUGGUGGAAAUUGAAAAUACAGAUGAAUCUUUUUGGCUAGCGGCUGAAUUCCUGAUGACAGACAACUUGAAUUGUGAGAAUGACUAUCGUUGCUCUGCUUGGACGGGAUUGAACGACAUUGACACAGAGGGUAAAUACGUAUGGGACUAUUCAAACGCGAGCGCUCUCUUCACGAACUGGUAUCCACGUGAACCCAGCCUCCAUAAAGAUACCACCGAUGCUUUGACACGUGAUUGUAUCGACAUGCUCCAAACCGGGGAAUGGAACGAUAGACCGUGUUCUUAUCUCACUUCAUUCAUCUGUGAAAAAAACAUGUUAGACCCAUAAUGCAUUCAAUUCAUGCUCACUUUUUCUUUAGAUUUUAUUUCACUGUCGACAUGCCUUGAACUUUUAUGCAAGUUUUUCAGAAGGUGAUUGCUUAUCAUUUGUUGUACAAUGUUGUUUGGCUCUGUAUGCAUGCCAUAGAGCCUCCUACAUGUAUGUGGCGAUACCAGUGACCAAUAUUUCCAUACUUCCAAUCAAUUAAAACUUGGCUGGUUCGACAUGCUCAGAACAAGGAACUUCAUGCGAAUGGUUGACGUAAAAUAAAAAAAGUAACAAAACAAUUCAGUUUAAAAGUGUAUUGUUUUUUAUAUGAAACAUUAAAUGCUGUUUGAAAUAUUUUCCAUGAAUUGAUUAAAUAUGCUUGACAACAA